GAAGGCAUGCUCAUUAGAGCCUCCUUGUCCUUACUCUCACUCCCAGCAACAUGCGUCACGGCUCUACAGAUCACCAAGCGGUCAUCAAUGACUGGGACAUCGCAGGCGACGCUACCCAUGUAGGUGUCGCCGACGCCGAGCAUGCGAAUUGCGCUGGACGCAGGGGCACUCUGCAUUUCAUGGCCAUCGAGUUGAACUGGAGAUUUCACGACAACCUUCCUCACCACUACCGCCACGAGCUCGAGGCCCUGCUUUGGGUUCUCGCCUUUGUCUUUCUCGCAUACCGGCCCGCCUGCGAGACCGACGUGAAGCCACGGGAGGUCGGUACGAAGUCCUGCGCAGCCGGUGGCAAUGCCGAGCUAGUUCAAGGGUUUAUGAGGCGGCCCAUCCAGAGGCAACCUUCCCAGAUACGCCGCUGGCUCGCUGCGGUCGAGUACAAGGACUGUGGGUCGGCGAAGUAUACCCUUCUCAUCGAUAUCAGGGGACGCGGGGACCCUCGCGCCGCGCCGCACCCGCACCCUGCCUUCGAGGCUGACUGGUUCUUUGUUCGCGUUCUCAUGUCUGGGCUGUACAGAGAAUUUCACCUACGAGAGGUCACAGUGAGCACGCUCUUGGAGGAAUUAUUCAUGACCUUCUGGGAUGCACGGCGCCCGGGAGAGGAGCUGUGCAAGCUGCUGAGAGCGGAGCCCGAUGAUGUUGCGGGGCCGUACGGCCGGCAUUGGGCGCUCGUCCAGAAAUUCGUCUAUCUACAUGCGCCGGGGGCUGCGUACUUACUGCGUUGCAAGGCAACUGAAAGUCCAUUGUAAUCACGGUAGGACAGACUAUAUUGUAGCGCUGACAGGAUUCGGCAAGCGGUGCAUGCUGUGUUUCUCUUGCACGAUACUCUCAGGUUUCGUCCACGUCCUCGCCAACCGCUCGCGCGCGACCGACACCUUUAUGACCACCUCCAUC
Molecule: messenger RNA, 951 nt
Organism: Schizophyllum commune H4-8
Lineage: Eukaryota; Fungi; Basidiomycota; Agaricomycetes; Agaricales; Schizophyllaceae
Exons: 2
Coding region: 51-806 (251 amino acids)
Source: RefSeq, a predicted model, not a curated record